Messenger RNA from Lodderomyces beijingensis, 2437 nucleotides. The record is from the annotation of a GenBank genome assembly. NCBI's taxonomy places the organism in Eukaryota, Fungi, Ascomycota, Pichiomycetes, Serinales, Debaryomycetaceae.
AUGAAGUUUUAUCACUGCUUAUUGUUGUAUGCUAUUGCGCUUACUGAUGCUCUAGUGAUUGACACUAGAGACGUUGGGGCUGCCGCCGCAGUGGCUGCGGCUCGGAGCGGCGCCGUUUCCCAAUUGGGCGGCGCGGAUUUGAGUCGUGUCCACUCCAAUAUUGGAGGCGCAAAUGUUCAUGGAGCGCAUGUUCACUUAGCGGCUGCCAAUUCUGACGCCAGGGAGAAGAAAGUGUUGCCAAAAGAAGGUCAGGUUCACCAUGGCAAGGACAAGGAUAGAGGUGAUGGAGACGGGCCGCACGGGGGCCAUUCCCGUCACUAUCACCAUGAUGUAGCUCAUCAUAAGGCUGCUGAUGUAGCGGAUGCCAAGGAGCCUACGUUUAAGACUGAGGUUAAGAUUGGUUCCUUUGGCGAGAUGUUUUGGAAGUUGUUGAGUAUUGGCAAGGAGAUUACGAUGGAGAAGUUGGCUAUUUUGAAGGAUAUUUUGAUUUUGCUUGAUAAGAUUAAGACUCUACGUGAACAAGCCGGCGACGGCGGCCGCGGGGGCGGCGGUGAGUCUUCAGGUGGCGGGUCGUCAAAGUUGGUUGAGUUGCUUGUGGCUAGAGACGCUGAGGCUUGGGAAGAGAAGCUUGGUAGGGAGGAUAUUGACGCGAUGGUUUUCCAGGCUCAGGCUAUUGAUCUUGGUGAAGUUGUGAGGAGGGCUGACGAGGAAGAGGAGGUUUUGUUUGAGAAUGAAGCGCCUAUGUUUGACGCUAUGCUUUCGGUUGAUAAGAGGGAUGAAGAGAGUGAUAUGGCUGAACAGGCUGCUGCUGAGCAGGCACAAGCUCAAGCUGAGCAAGCUGCUGCUGAACAAGCUCAAGCUGAACAGGCGCAAGCGGAACAAGCUGCUGCUGAACAGGCACCAGUUGAACAGGCACCAGUUGAACAGGCACAAGCAGAACAAGCACCAGCAGAACAGGCACCAAUUGAAGAAGCACCAGCAGAACAGGCACCAAUUGAACAAGCUGCUGCAGAGCAAGCUGCGCCUGAACAAGCUCAAGACGAUGGUGGCGACAAUGAAUGGGAACGUGAAUUUAAAGCCGAGUGGGCUAGAAAGGAUGACGAUGGACAAAAGUCUAGAGUUGAAUAUGAGUAUGAGCGUCGUAAAUCUGGCAAGAGAUGGAAGGAGAAGUGGUCGAAGGAUCAUCUUGAUCAUGACCGUCAUCAUCACCAUGAUCACGACGAUCAUCACCACGAUCAUAAAGGACACCAUGAUCAUCACGAUCACAAGGGACAUGACCAUCACUUUGGCAAAGGACACCAUGAUCAUCACUUUGGCAAAGGACACGAUGAUCAUCAUCAUGAUGGUAAAGGAUUGGAUCACCACUUUGGUAAAGGACACCAUGAUCAUCACUUUGGUAAAGGACACCAUGAUCAUCAUCAUGAUGGUAAAGGAUUGGAUCACCACUUUGGUAAAGGACACCAUGAUCAUCACUUUGGUAAAGGACACCAUGAUCAUCACUUUGGUAAAGGACACCAUGAUCAUCACUUUGGUAAAGGACACCAUGAUCAUCACGAUCAUAAAGGACACCAUGAUCAUCACGAUCAUAAAGGACACGAUCACCAUGAUCAUAAAGGACACGAUCACCAUGAUCACCAUGAUCACCACGGCCAUAAAGGACACGAUCAUCACGAUCAUAAAGGACACGAUCACCAUGAUCACCAUGAUCACCACGGCCAUAAAGGACACGAUCAUCACGAUCAUAAAGGACACGAUCACCAUGAUCACCAUGAUCACCACGACCAUAAAAAACACGAUCAUCACGAUCAUCACGAUCAUAAAGGACAUGAUCACCAUGAUCACCAUGAUCACCACGAUCAUAAAAAACACGAUCACCAUGAUCAUAAAGGACACGAUCAUCAUGAUCACCAUGAUCAUAAAGGACACGAUCAUCAUGAUCACCAUGAUCAUAAAGGACACGAUCACCAUGAUCAUAAAGGACACGAUCACCAUGAUCAUAAAGGACACGAUCACCACGACCAUAAAAAACACGAUCAUCACGAUCACAAGGGACAUGAUCAUCACGGCCAUAAAGGACACGAUCAUCACGACCAUAAAAAACACGACCAUAAAAAACACGAUCAUCACAACCGUAAAGGACAUGACAAACGCGAAGAUGUUGAUUUGUCUCGUCGCGACAGUAAAUACAAAGACGCUUAUACCAGGGGCAACCGUUACUACGAUGGAAGAACCAGAAAUCCAAGUACUUGGGGUACAAGCAGGGGCAGUGGCCAGUAUGGUAGUCUAUAUGGCGUUAGAACCGCUACGCGAGUACUCCCAGCUAGUGGUCAAACCACCAGUAGACCCCAGAUCAAUGAUGGACGUCUCAGGGAUAUUCAGUACACUGAUGGGCGCCUCAGAUCUGGUGGACUCGUUGACACUGGAAGUGGCCAGGUAA